AAACAACACAAAUCAUUCUUUACCUUCAUAACAAAAGUCACUAUAGAAAUUACCUUUUGAUUCAUUAGCAAGAAACAACAACACAAAUUCAUUCUUAUUUACGUUCGUCAAAACCAUGACGAAAGAAAACCCUUCAACCCUAAAUCUCGGACAACCUAAGGCACAAGAAAAGUAUUCCACAAGUUUAGCCAAGAUCAACCCUAAACCCUCCGGUAGCUCUACCGUUGAAUCGAAGAGCCAAGACAAUAACUCACCUAGUUUAAAACGUUGGAGAUCGUCCUCCGGUAAAUCUACGAGGCUAAAUUGUUUAUGUUCUCCGACGACACACGCCGGUUCUUUCAGGUGCAGGUAUCACCGCGUUGAUUCGUUGACACGUGCCGGGUCUAUUGGGUCGAACCUCGCUGUUUUAUUGUCGUCCAAGUCGAGCCGGUUUAGUGACUCCCUCAAGGCUCAGUAAACCCGGUUACUGGAUUUGUUCGGUAUAAUAACUGUCGGUUUUGUUAUUUGUUUGUUUCUUCUACUUCUUCUUUUGACAUUGUUCAAUAAUUUUUAUCGAAAAAGACAUUGGUCUGUAUUACUAAACCGCUUGAAAUCGGCUUAACCCGAUUCAAGGUAAACUUUUAUCUAAUUUUCACCAAUUUGAUUCAAAUUUAAGCAUUUAUUACAUACACAUUUUAUAUGCUUCAAAAAUACUUGAAAUGAAUUUUU
Messenger RNA from Arabidopsis thaliana (thale cress), 708 nucleotides. RefSeq names its product serine-rich protein-like protein. Lineage: Eukaryota; Viridiplantae; Streptophyta; Magnoliopsida; Brassicales; Brassicaceae. The transcript has a single exon. The record is from RefSeq and is marked reviewed. Bases 116 to 457 code for a protein of 113 amino acids.